Molecule: messenger RNA, 2418 nt
Organism: Ichthyophthirius multifiliis
Lineage: Eukaryota; Ciliophora; Oligohymenophorea; Hymenostomatida
Product: minichromosome maintenance protein, putative
Exons: 4
Biological process (GO): double-strand break repair via break-induced replication; mitotic DNA replication; DNA replication initiation
Cellular component (GO): nucleus; MCM complex
Molecular function (GO): ATP binding; single-stranded 3'-5' DNA helicase activity; single-stranded DNA binding
Source: RefSeq, a predicted model, not a curated record
AUAUGAAAAAAAAUUUGAUUAAUACUUUAUAUGUAGAUUUUUCACACUUUGCAUAAUUCUCACAACCCGAAGUUCUAGAUUUUAUAAUUAAUGAAUACUAUAAAAUUGAACCUCAUCUUUAAUAAGUUGUUCCAAAUUUCAUACAGUCAGUUUUAUAAGAAUAAAUAGUAAAAGAUGCUAUCUACUAUUUGAGUUUUUAUAAUAAGCCUAAUCCUUUAAAAAUAAGAAACUUGGUAACAGCUGAAUUAGGAAAGUUAAAUUGUAUAGAAGGUUUAGUAACAAGAACUUCAGAAGUACGCCCUGCUCUUUAAUUUGGUACUUUUUAAUGCUAGAUAUGUAAUAGUGAAGUCAAAGACAUUGAAUAAUAAUUUAAAUACACAUAGCCUAAAGUAUGUAGCAACCCAGGCUGUAACAAUCAUGAUAAAUGGAACUUAUUAGCAAAUUAAAGUUUGUUUGUAGAUCUAUAAAAAAUAAGAGUUUAGGAAGAUUCAAGUAGCAUUCCAGCCGGUAGCAUGCCCAGAAGUUUAGAUAUUAUUUUGAUCAAUGAAAUUGUAGAAACUGCUAAACCAGGAGAUGUUUGCUCUUUCACAGGAUUCUUGGUGGCCUUCCCAGAUAUUACAGCUUUAACUAAGCCAGGUGAAAAAGCUUAAUUAGAAAUGAAAAAUGAAGGAAUUAAAGUUAGAAAUGAAAACGCAGGAGAUGGUAUUACAGGGUUAUCUUAAUUGGGAUAAAGAGACUUAAAUUAUAGAUUAGUAUUUUUGGCAAGACAUGUCUAGAAAACAUAAACGAAAUUUACAGUAGGAAAAAAGGAUUUGGAAGAAGAAGAAGAGGAAAUGUCAGAAAAAGAAAGAGAAUUAUUAAUAAAAGAAAAGUUUACAUAAAAAGAACUUCAAAGAAUAAAAUAUAUGUUCGAUAGUUCUAAAAGUAUAUAUGAUAAAUUAGCAGGUUCUCUUGCUCCAUAAAUACACGGUCAUUUAGAAAUCAAAAAAGGAAUUCUUCUAAUGCUUUUUGGAGGAGUUAAUAAAAAAACUGAAGAAGGAAUUAACCUAAGAGGAGAUAUUAAUAUAUGUGUAGUUGGGGACCCUUCAACUGCAAAAUCUUAAUUUCUUAAAUAUGUGCAUAGGCUUGUUAAAAGAUCAGUUUAUACUUCUGGUAAAUCUUCAACUUCUGUUGGUCUUACUGCAAGUGUAAGCAGAGAUCAUGAUACUGGUGAAAAUUGUAUUGAAGCAGGAGCUUUAUUAUUGGCAGAUCAUGGAAUUUGCAUGAUUGAUGAAUUUGAUAAGAUGGACAAAGCUGAUUAAGUAGCAAUUCAUGAAGCUAUGGAACAAUAAACUAUCUCUAUUACUAAGGCAGGUAUUCAAGCAACUUUGAAUUCAAGAACAAGUAUUUUGGCUGCUGCUAAUCCUUUGUUUGGAAGAUAUGAUAAAUCCAAAAGUUUAAAAUAUAAUUUAGAUAUUAGUGCUCCAAUCAUGUCUAGAUUUGAUCUUUUCUUUGUAAUUUUGGAUGAUUGUAACGAAUAAGUUGACAAAUAUAUUGCUAAGCACAUCGUUAAUAUGCAUAGAGAUUGGGAAAAAGGAAUUGUUCCGGAUUUCUCGAGUGAAGAUAUUUAAUUAUAUAUAAAAUACGGAAAAACUAUUAGACCUAGAUUUACUAAAAUCGCAGCUGAAGAGCUUUAAAAAUCAUACGUUAAAUUAAGAUCUUAAGAUGCUACUUCUUAAAAUACUUCAUAUAGAAUAACUGUUAGAUAACUUGAAUCCCUUAUUAGAUUAAGCGAAGCCCUUGCAAGAAUUCACUUAAGUGCUGAAAUCUAACCUGAAUAUGUUAAGGAAGCUACUAGAUUACUAAGUAUGUCUAUUAUUAAAAUCGAAAAAGGAGAAUAAGAUUAUGCUAUUGAAGAAGAUUAAGGUACUUAAGAAUUGGUUACUGCUAUGGAAUAGCAUAAUAUAAUUUAACAAGAAAUUGAUGAUAAAAUUUAAUAAGAAAGAUAAUAAUAAAAAGUUGUUAAAAUGACAUACGAAGAAUAUUAUAAAAUUAAAUAAACUAUUAUUUAAACAGUUAAAACAAUGUAAAUUUAAUUAGAAUAAGCUGCUGGUGGCGAAAUGGAAUAAGAAAUUUAAAAUGGAGUUAGUUAACGAGAUAUAAUCGAAUAAAUUAUUUAUGAAUAAUUUGAAUAAGAUAAAUAAAAUUAAGAUCUAUAAAAGGCCUUUUAAUUAAAAAAACUAUAUGCAGCAAUAAUUAAAAAACUUAUAGAAACAGAAAAUAUAUUAAUUAUUACUGAAGAUUCUAGAAAUUUUGAUGAUCGUAAAUUAGCUAUACAUGCUAAUUAUUCUGAAGAUUUUUGAGGAAUUUUAAUAAAAUUCGAAUUAAUUUAAUGUAAAAUGAAUAAUAAUAUUUAUGUAUAUUUUAAGGCUUUUUUUA